Molecule: messenger RNA, 1304 nt
Organism: Falco peregrinus (peregrine falcon)
Lineage: Eukaryota; Metazoa; Chordata; Aves; Falconiformes; Falconidae
Gene: CNPY2
Product: canopy FGF signaling regulator 2
Exons: 6
Coding region: 250-804 (184 amino acids)
Cellular component (GO): endoplasmic reticulum
Source: RefSeq, a predicted model, not a curated record
GUAGCGCUGCCUGCGCGCAGGGCGGCCCCGCCGCCGGCCAAGGAGCGACCCGGCCGGUCCCACCGGCUCUGCCGCCCCGCCCGGGCCCGCCGCUGCCCUCCAUGAGCGGCCUUGCCCCGCGGCGGGCCGGGCCGAGCGGCGCGGCGGGCCGGGCGGUGCCGCGGGCAGCCCGGGGGCAGCCGGCCCGGGCGGGGGGCGGCGGAGCGGGACGGGAGCGCGGCGCGGUGACGCAGCAGCGGAGCCGUGAGGAUGAGGGGCCGGAUCCCGCCCGCGCUCUGCCUGGCCGUGGCCCUGGCUGCGCUGCUGCCCGCCGCCUGCGCCCGCCGGAGCCAGGACCUGCACUGCGGAGCGUGUCGGGCACUGGUGGAUGAGCUGGAGUGGGAGAUCGCCCAGGUCGACCCCAGGAAAACCAUCCAGAUGGGCUCGUUCCGGAUCAACCCUGACGGCAGCCAGUCGGUUGUGGAGGUGCCCUACGCCCGGUCGGAGGCACAUCUGACAGAGCUGCUGGAGCGGGUGUGCGAGAAGAUGAAGGAAUAUGGGGAAAAAGUGGAUCCAUCCACGCACCGGAAGAGCUACGUCCGGGUGAUCUCCCACGACGGGACCAAGAUGGACCUCUCCGGGGUCAAAAUCGAUGGAGACGUGGCUUCCAGCCUGAAGUUUGCGUGUGAGAGCAUUGCCGAGGAGUACGAGGACGAACUCAUAGAAUUCCUCUCCCACGAGGCCGACAACGUCAAGGACCGGCUCUGCAGCAAGCGGACGGACCUGUGUGACCACGCGCUCCACAUCCCGCACGAUGAGCUGUGACGCAGACAACCCUGGCUGCCUCCAGAGGACGGUGCCGACCUGCCCCGGCGGCCUUGUGCGACCAGGAUGGUGCCAGGCUCCGUCCAGACGUCCCCUACCUCUCGGUUCACCUCGUCCCCACCGGAACCAGCAGACGUGCUGGGGCAGACCGCGGCUCAGCAGCCGGCCUGGUGCUCUUGUCCUAUUUAUUCACUGUCCGUCCGCUGCAGCUGCGGUGCCGGGGGCACCGGGACACCGGGGGCACCGGGACACCGGGGGCACUGGGACACCGGCCUCGCUUCCCCACAGGGUAGCCACCGGAGCCGGGGCCGGGCCCUCGCUCCUGCUGGGACGAUGCAGCGGGCAGGCUGCCAGCCAGGGGACACGGCAGGGGACACCGGGGCUCAGCUGCCCCCACCAGGGUGGGGUGCUCAGGCAUCUGGGGCCGGUUGUGGGACCCCCCCCCCUCGCUGCAGGCAAUAAAGGGGCUGUGCGGCAGCUGUGCCGCGGGCCCACCCGAG